AUGUCGACAACUACAGAACUCACUGAAACACAGUCUUCGAUAAUAAAUAUUGAUGAGUUACAGAAUUAUGGUAUUAAUGUUUCUGAUAUACAAAAACUUAAAUUAGGUGGUAUUUACACAGUUAAUACUUUACUUUCAGUUACAAGAAGGAACCUUUGUAAGCUUAAAGGCUUAAGUGAAAUUAAAGUGGAGAAGAUUAAAGAGGCUGCUGGGAAAAUAAUCCAAGUUGGAUUUAUUCCAGCAACUAUCCAGUUAAAUAUUAGAAAAAAGGUGUAUAGUCUAUCCACUGGAUCAAAGCAACUGGAUAACAUACUAGGUGGUGGCAUUAUGACCAUGAGCAUUACGGAAGUAUUUGGUGAAUUUCGUUGCGGCAAAACUCAAAUGUCACAUACUCUAUGUGUAACUACACAAUUACCUAGAGAAUUAGGUGGUGCUGAAGGGAAAGUUGCCUACAUUGAUACAGAAGGAACAUUUAGACCUGAGAGAAUUAAACAAAUUGCUGAGAAAUAUGGCCUCGAUCCUGAAAGUUGUCUUGAUAAUGUAUCGUAUGCCAGAGCAUUAAAUAGUGAGCAUCAAAUGGAAUUGGUUGAAAAAUUAGGGGAAGAGUUAAGUACUGGUGAAUACAAAUUAAUAGUUGUUGAUUCCAUUAUGGCAAAUUUUAGAGUAGAUUACUGUGGAAGAGGUGAACUUAAUGAAAGGCAGCAGAAGUUGAAUCAGCAUCUGUUCAAAUUGAAUAGAUUGGCCGAAGAAUUUAAUUGUGCUGUUUUUAUGACAAACCAAGUUCAAUCUGACCCUGGCGCAAGUUCAUUAUUUGCAUCUGCAGAUGGUAGGAAACCGGUUGGGGGACAUGUUUUAGCUCAUGCUUCCGCUACUAGAAUCUUAUUGAGAAAGGGUAGAGGUGAAGAACGAGUUGCAAAACUCCAAGAUUCACCAGACAUGCCAGAAAGAGAAUGUGUCUAUAUAAUUUCUGAAAGUGGUAUUACCGAUUCGACAGAAUGA
This is a messenger RNA of Tetrapisispora phaffii CBS 4417, 999 nucleotides long. RefSeq names its product recombinase DMC1 (gene DMC1). Gene Ontology annotation, molecular function: DNA strand exchange activity; double-stranded DNA binding; ATP binding. Lineage: Eukaryota; Fungi; Ascomycota; Saccharomycetes; Saccharomycetales; Saccharomycetaceae. Bases 1 to 999 code for a protein of 332 amino acids. The record is from RefSeq and is a predicted model, not a curated record. The transcript has a single exon. Gene Ontology annotation, biological process: DNA recombinase assembly; DNA repair; chromosome organization involved in meiotic cell cycle. Gene Ontology annotation, cellular component: nucleus; condensed nuclear chromosome.